AGGAGUUGCAAAGCCUUAGGCAAGAAAGCAAGCCAGCAGCAUAUACAUAUUUGAAUCACAUAGAAGCAAGACCUAGUUCUUAGAGGUUCCGCAACAAUGCGGCAAAUGACAACCAUUUCGGUUGGCAUUGUUGUGCUCGCCGCACUUGUUUUGGCAUCCGAGGGUCGCAUUGCCCGGAAGGACUUAGGUCUGGACCUUGAUCUGGGCCUAGGGACCGGUACAGAGGUUGACAUUGGCAUAGGUGGUGCUAUUGGUGGUGCCGGCUCCGGCUCUGCAUCGGGGUCUGGUUCUGCGGCUGGAUCAGGGUCGGGAUCAGCCUCUGGUUCCGGGUCUGGCUCGGGGUCUGGUUCGGGCGCUGCAUCAUCGGCAGGUUCGGGUGCAGUUUCUGGUGGAGGAUCCUAUGCUGGGUCCGGUGCAGGCUCGGGCUCAGGUGGAGCCUCUGGCUCUGGUGCUGGUUCAGGCUCAGGUGGAGCCUCUGGCUCUGGUGCUGGUUCAGGCUCAGGUGGAGCCUCUGGCGGAGCUUCUGGCUCUGGCGCUGGUUCAGGUGCAGGCUCAGGCUCAGGUGGAGCCUCUGGCGCUGGUGCUGGUUCAGGCUCAGGUGGAGCCUCUGGUGGAGCAUCUGGAUCCGUUGCUGGUUCAGGCUCAGGUGGAGGCUCUGGCUCUGGUGCCGGUUCGGGAUCUGGUUAUGGUCAGGGGCAGGGUAAAGGAGAAGGCCAAGGCCAAGGAUCUGGAUAUGGCCAGGGUUCCGGCUCGGGCCAUGGACAAGGUUCGGGCUCUGGUUCGGGUUAUGGUGAGGGACAUGGUGAAGGUUAUGGCCAAGGACGUGGUGCGGGAUCAGGAUACGGUGAGGGCCAUGGCGAAGGUUAUGGUCAAGGAAGUGGUGUCGGGCAAGGAUCCGGAUACGGUGAGGGCCAUGGCGAAGGUUAUGGACAAGGAAGUGGUGUCGGGCAAGGAUCUGGAUAUGGCGAAGGUCAUGGCCAAGGAUCUGGUUCAGGCUCUGGCUAUGGUGAAGGCUCUGGUAGUGGUUAUGGAAAUGGGGCUGGCUCGGGCUACGGUGAAGGUCACGGAUAUGGGUAUGGAUCUGGACAUGGCAAAUGAUUUCAGACGCAGACUACUUAAUAAUGUAUGAUUGUCUCAAGCUUCAUAUUUACACUUGGACAUCAUCUAUGUGUGUGUGCCUGCGAUUCUAAGGAACCGAGUCUAACUAAAUUGGUGGGGGGUCAAAUGUGUAAUCCUAUCAUCUAGGUUCAAGUCUUUGACUCAAACUUUAGAGUAUAUGUUCCACCCGUUGUAUUAAUAGUACAUGUAGGUUCUCCUACAUGUGCUUUAAUAUGCACUUAUUUAUAAAUAAAUUCCAUGUUGAGUGAAUAA
Triticum aestivum (bread wheat) is the source of this 1371-nucleotide messenger RNA. Its product is annotated as fibroin heavy chain. The transcript has a single exon. Bases 97 to 1098 code for a protein of 333 amino acids. The record is from RefSeq and is a predicted model, not a curated record. Lineage: Eukaryota; Viridiplantae; Streptophyta; Magnoliopsida; Poales; Poaceae.